This is a messenger RNA of Ahaetulla prasina, 1461 nucleotides long. RefSeq names its product distal-less homeobox 1 (gene DLX1). Gene Ontology annotation, biological process: cell differentiation; embryo development; negative regulation of transcription by RNA polymerase II. Gene Ontology annotation, molecular function: DNA-binding transcription factor activity, RNA polymerase II-specific; RNA polymerase II cis-regulatory region sequence-specific DNA binding. The transcript has 3 exons. Lineage: Eukaryota; Metazoa; Chordata; Lepidosauria; Squamata; Colubridae. The coding region runs from base 1 to 768 and encodes 255 amino acids. The record is from RefSeq and is a predicted model, not a curated record.
AUGACCAUGACCACCAUGCCAGAGAGCCUAAAUAGCCCCGUCUCAGGCAAGGCGGUCUUCAUGGAGUUUGGCCCGCCCGGGCAGCAAAUGCCUCCGUCGCCCAUGGCCCACGGCCACUACUCCAUGCACUGUUUACACUCGGCCGGCCACUCGCAGCCGGACAGCUCGUACAGCGCCGCGUCCUCUUUCUCCAGACCGCUGGGCUACCCCUAUGUCAACUCGGUCAGCGGCCACUCGGGCAACCCUUACAUGAGCUCGGUGCAGUCCUACCCCAACAGCACCAGCUUGGCUCAGACUCGGUUAGAGGAGACAGGCACCGAGACAGAGAAAAGCACCGUGGUGGAAGGCGGCGAAGUGCGCUUUAACGGCAAAGGGAAAAAAAUCCGGAAACCCCGGACGAUUUACUCCAGCUUGCAGCUCCAGGCUUUGAACCGGCGCUUCCAACAGACCCAGUACCUGGCUUUGCCGGAAAGAGCCGAGUUGGCCGCUUCCUUGGGCCUCACCCAGACUCAGGUCAAGAUCUGGUUCCAGAACAAGCGCUCCAAAUUCAAGAAGCUAAUGAAGCAAGGGGGAGCCGCCUUGGAAAGCAGCGCCCUGGCCAACGGGAGGUCGCUGUCGGCCAGCUCUCCGCCCGGACCGCCAGUCUGGAACACCAGCUCGUCGUCGGGUAAGAGCUCCACGGGAACCCCGGGCACCUACAUCCCCAGCUACACGUCUUGGUACCCUUCGGCCCACCAGGAGACUAUGCAACAGCCUCAGCUGAUGUGAGGAGCGAAGGGUUGGCCGGCUCCGGUUUGUGUUGUUUUGUUUUGGUUUUUUUUUUUUUUUGCUUUUGUGUUUUUGUUUCGUUUUUGUUUUUUUAUUUUACUUUUGCAACGUUUGAACCGAUAAGCCGAUCGCCCCCAUCGGCUGGAACCACCGAACGAACGAAACGAACUAACGAAGAAAACAAAGGCACCCUUGUUGGCCUGGGGAAAUCGCACCGCGGAAAGGAAAGCCGCCUUCGUUCCCCCCACCCCCCCUUUAGAAAGCCUGAGCCAGCCGGAGCGUCUCUGGGUCGCCGACGGUUUUGGGUCGCAGCUCCCCGAGACAAGCACAGAUGCCAGGCGGGGCUGGUUCCCACUGCAGACAGCUGACGCGGCGGCCCCAGAUAGUCCUCCAGCCACGCCGGAUGACAGCCUGCCAGCAGCAGCGCGGAAUCCGGCCCUCGGCAUGGGUGGACCGUCAGGACGCCGGCAGCAAAAACCUGUUUGUCCGAGGAAGGGAGGGGGAGCAGGGUCCUCUCUGUUGUCCGUCUUUCUGUCCUGUCCAAAUGACACUUGGCCAUUCCCUUCAACUCAUCCUUUCUUUCUGGGCUUCGCCAAGGAACAACCUUUCCUUUCCUUUCCUUUCCUUCCUUUCCUUCCUUCCUUCCUUCCUUCCUUCCUUCCUUCCUUCCUUCCUUCCUUCCUUCCUUCUCAG